Molecule: messenger RNA, 2158 nt
Organism: Dipodomys ordii (Ord's kangaroo rat)
Lineage: Eukaryota; Metazoa; Chordata; Mammalia; Rodentia; Heteromyidae
Gene: Mapk8ip1
Product: mitogen-activated protein kinase 8 interacting protein 1
Exons: 8
Coding region: 126-1529 (467 amino acids)
Biological process (GO): regulation of JNK cascade
Cellular component (GO): cytoplasm
Molecular function (GO): protein binding
Source: RefSeq, a predicted model, not a curated record
AGCAGACACCCCCACAUGAACACAUCUGCCUGAGUGAUGAGCUGCCACCCCAGAGCAGCCCUGCCCCCACCAAGGAUCGAGGCACCUCCACCGACAGCCCUUGUCGCCGCACUGCUGCCACCCAGAUGGCACCUCCAGGUGGCCCCCCUGCUGCAGCACCUGGUGGCCGGGGCCAUUCACAUCGAGACCGAAUCCACUACCAGGCAGACGUGAGGCUAGAGGCCACCGAGGAGAUCUACCUGACCCCGGUGCAGAGGCCCCCAGACCCUGCCGAGCCCAACGCCUCCUUUUUGCCACCAGCUGAGAGCCGAAUGUCGGUCAGCUCUGAUCCAGACCCUGCUGCCUACCCCUCAGCUGCAGGGCGGCCCCAUCCCUCCAUCAGUGAGGAGGACGAGGGCUUCGACUGCCUGUCCUCCCCAGAGCGGGUGGAGCCACCAGGUGGAGGAUGGCGAGGGAGCCUGGGGGAGCCGCCACCACCUCCACGGGCUUCGCUGAGCUCAGAUACCAGCGCCCUCUCCUACGACUCAGUCAAGUACACACUAGUGGUGGACGAGCACGCACAGCUGGAGCUGGUGAGCCUACGGCCGUGCUUCGGUGACUACAGUGAUGAGAGCGACUCGGCUACUGUCUAUGACAACUGUGCCUCCGCCUCCUCGCCCUAUGAGUCGGCCAUCGGGGAGGAGUACGAGGAGGCCCCGCGGCCCCGGCCCCCCACCUGCCUCUCAGAGGACUCCACACCUGAUGAGCCCGAUGUCCACUUCUCUAAGAAGUUCCUGAACGUCUUCAUGAGCGGCCGCUCUCGCUCCUCCAGCGCAGAGUCCUUCGGGCUGUUCUCCUGUGUCAUCAACGGGGAAGAGCAGGAGCAAACCCAUCGGGCCAUUUUCAGGUUCGUGCCCCGGCACGAAGAUGAACUUGAACUGGAAGUGGAUGACCCUCUGCUAGUGGAGCUGCAGGCUGAAGACUACUGGUAUGAGGCCUACAACAUGCGCACUGGUGCCCGUGGCGUCUUUCCUGCCUACUAUGCCAUCGAGGUCACCAAGGAGCCCGAACACAUGGCAGCCCUGGCCAAGAACAGCGACUGGGUGGAUCAGUUCCGGGUGAAGUUCCUGGGCUCUGUCCAGGUUCCCUAUCACAAGGGCAAUGAUGUCCUCUGUGCUGCUAUGCAAAAGAUUGCUACCACCCGCCGCCUCACCGUGCACUUUAACCCGCCCUCCAGCUGUGUCCUUGAGAUCAGUGUGAGGGGUGUGAAGAUAGGGGUCAAGGCUGAGGACGCUCAGGAGGCCAAGGCAAAUAAAUGUAGCCACUUUUUUCAUCUAAAAAACAUCUCUUUCUGUGGAUACCAUCCAAAGAAUAACAAGUACUUUGGGUUCAUUACCAAACACCCUGCCGACCACCGAUUUGCCUGCCAUGUCUUUGUGUCUGAAGACUCCACCAAAGCCCUGGCAGAGUCUGUGGGACGCGCAUUCCAGCAGUUCUACAAGCAGUUUGUGGAAUAUACGUGCCCCACAGAAGAUAUCUACCUGGAGUAGCAGUGCCGCGCCCUCUGUGUGCCCCAGGCCCCAGGCCCGAGCCAAGCCAGCUGCUGCUGAAGGGAUGGGGAGGUGGGGGCCACUGGCCCAGGGCAGAGGGCCAGGGUUGUGGGGAGAGACAGAUGCAGUUUAUUGUAAUAUAUGGGAUUAGAUUCAUCUAUGGAGGACAGCUCGGGCUGCCCGGGGUUUGGGAGGGGGCAGGCCUGGGGGGUAGGGGGGCCUGGCUGUGAAGGAAUGCAUUCUGGGAGCAGAGGCUCCACCCCAUCCUGGGCCUUACUUCCCUGCUAGGGGCUCUGGCUCUUGGCUCCUUGCCUUGAUGAUGCCCACCUGCAAGUGCCCACCUUCCCCCCUUGCCCAAUCCCCAUACCAGGCGCUCUGAGCUCAGGCUGAGCCCAGCCGCCUCCCAAGUACGUUCCAGUAAGGAAAUGGCAACAGGUGGCGGUGAGGUCCCUGUCCCUCCCUGCUGUCCUCGGUGGCACCUCUGGGUAGCUCCCACCUCCACCACCGCAGCACGCGGGCCCCAGCAGGCUCAGCAGUCCCGGGGAAGGAGGGAGCUGCAGGGAGAGAAGGCCUCCCACCAUGGUCUUACCACCUGGCCACAACUAUUAAAGUGCCAUUUCCUGUCUGGA